AAUUUAUUUGACCCACAGAUGGAAUCCAACCCAUAACUAUAUUAACUCUUCAUAUUACCUAUUUUAUCAUUUUACAAGACAUUUCAUACCAUUGCGUUUAAAACAGGACAAGUCAGGUUUUUUGUCAAUUGUGCAGAACCAAUGGAAUUAAAAUGCUCCAAUCCAAUCAUCUAUUAUUGAUAUGCAUGAACAUGGGUCCAUUCAGCUCAAACAUCCCCUUUUUGUGUUCUGCCUCAAGGCUCAAUUAUGGGAUCAGAGAUUUAGGAGUCAUUUAUCCGGGAUAAAUUUGUUCUCCAGUGUGCAUAGGAAGUAUGUGAAUGAUAUACUUCCUAUUCACUUCCUAUAAGAAAUUAUGUGAUAGAAUGGGAAAAGGUGACGUUGCGUGUAUGUUUGUUUUUUAUAUUAUGUAUAUGAUCCAACAGAUGGCAGUAGCGCAAACUUGGAUGCAAGCUGCCGCUUCAAACUAAGGAAGUAGUAAUCCAACUUCCGGUUAGCAACCGCAAGAACCAAAAAUCAACUCUAGUUUCGUUCUGCUCUUCAUUUAAAACUUUCGUCACACCUUGCCUCAUUGUCUCUGAUAAUAUUUGAAGUCUACCAUUAAUACCGAUGUGUGUCUAUUUUAACAGCUCUAACACCCUGAAAGACACCAGUUAGCCUCAGAGCUAACUGGUCGGAGUUAGCCCGGGGGCUAACUGGCUUUCCCCUUAAAAUUAAGUAAGCAAAAAAAGAUCCACACGAAGAUUUUUGGACAGUUACAUUGGACUCUGUGGCCUUCAGCUCUUCUUCCACCGAAUAAAAGUAAGAAUAUACGAUCUCCUGAAGCAUCAUGUCUGUAAAUAUGUGGGAGGUUGGUGGUGAUCAGUUUAUUAAACCAGAAAGUAACUCCAUUUAUGAUCACAACUUACCAAACAAUAGAGAGAUGAAAGAGGAACUCAAGGAACCAGAUCUACAGCAGAUUAAAGAGGAGCCAGAAUAUCAGCCGAUCAAAGGAGAACAAGUUGAGUUUGAUGUCUGUCAAGAUGUGAAACUGGAGGCCAACACCUUUAUGGUGGCUACUGCUUAUGAUAAAAUAUUCCAGACUAAACCAGAGCUGCAGCAGAUGACAGAUAUUAAAGAAGAACCAGAAUCUGAACAAAUUAAAGAGGAACUGCAGGAACAUGAAUCUGUGCAGAUUAAAAAAGAACAGGAAGAAGUCUACAUUAAUCAGGAUGAAGAUCAGCUUGCAGUGAAGCAGGAUUCCUCCAGAAAACCUCCUCUCUAUGAGGAAACAGACCAAAGUGAAUCAGACCCAAACCUAAACCAGAUCCACUCUUCAAACUCCCCUGAAGCUGAAAACCAGGACAGAUGCAAUGAUGGCCACCAGGUACUGGAUGGAAAUCCACAGCAGACAAUGAAUCAGAGUGACGAUGUUGACCGUUCUAAAGUGAAAAAGCGAAAUAAAAACACGCAUUCUUGCAAAAUAUGUGGAAAUUGUUUCACAAAGAAAAGUACUUUAAAGGUUCACAUGAGAAUCCACACUGGUGAGAAGCCACAUUCCUGUAAAGUCUGCUGCACGUCUUUCAGAUGCACCAGUCAUUUGGUUCGUCACAUGGGAACCCAUACAGGCGAGAGACCGUUCUCAUGCAUGGCCUGUGGAAAAAGCUACAUUGAUAGAGGUAGUUUAAACGCACACAUGAAAGAUCAUCUGGAAAAUAAACCUUUCACUUGUAGUGUGUGUGAUAAAUCUUUUGUCAGGAUGCAGUAUCUGACUUGCCACCUCAGAGUCCACACAGAGGAGAAGCUGUUCUCGUGUGAAUCCUGUGACAAAUCCUUCAGACACAGUCGAUCUCUGGCUCGUCACGCCACACGUCACAUAGACGAGAAGCCGUUUCCGUGUCCCACAUGCGGAAAAUGCUUUCCUCACUUACGCAGCCUUGCGUCACACAGCAGAGUUCACCUGAGUGACAAGCUGUGACCUGUGUGCUAAAUCAUUCCUAAACAGAAAGGACUUGGAGCGCCACAAGUGGUCUCACACAGAAGAGAAACAUUUUUAGUGUCAAGCAUGUGGUAAAUUAUUUAGUGGCAGGAACGCUAUGGUAAAGCACAUGGCAAAUCACACGAACAAGAAGCCUGAGAAUCAGUUUCCUUUAAUGUUUGUGAUGCGUCUUUUACCGCCAGCGUUCAGCUGGACGAUCACCUGAGGAGCCCUACAGGU
Messenger RNA from Poecilia latipinna (sailfin molly), 2194 nucleotides. Its product is annotated as oocyte zinc finger protein XlCOF8.4-like. Lineage: Eukaryota; Metazoa; Chordata; Actinopteri; Cyprinodontiformes; Poeciliidae. Gene Ontology annotation, cellular component: nucleus. The transcript has 2 exons. The record is from RefSeq and is a predicted model, not a curated record. Gene Ontology annotation, molecular function: RNA polymerase II cis-regulatory region sequence-specific DNA binding; DNA-binding transcription factor activity, RNA polymerase II-specific. Bases 827 to 1954 code for a protein of 375 amino acids. Gene Ontology annotation, biological process: regulation of transcription by RNA polymerase II; embryo development.